Triticum turgidum subsp. durum (durum wheat) is the source of this 315-nucleotide messenger RNA. The record is from the annotation of a GenBank genome assembly. NCBI's taxonomy places the organism in Eukaryota, Viridiplantae, Streptophyta, Magnoliopsida, Poales, Poaceae.
AUGGACCUGAUGAUCUUGUGCGAGGUGGCGGAGGAGCUGGUCGGUGUCUCUGCAGAGGAGCUUGUCGAUAACAUUGAGGAAGACGACGAGUGGUACGCCCUGCCAGACGAAAUCGAGGAUCUUCUUGGCUCGACGCACACCUUCCAGGUUUUCGACAAGUACGUGAAUGGGAGCUUCGCGGUGAGGUCGAUCAUGGACGAUGCUAGCGUCCCAGCCCCUGCUGCAGCCGCUAGCCAAUGCAAGGAGAAGGCUGACCCUGAGGGGAGCCAGAAGCCUAGCAAGCGCCUGCGAGGGGAUGACGACUCGAUCAACUAG